GUUCAGAAGAAUUGCAAGCUCAUGAUUUAUUUGAAAAAAUUUUUUCUGAUUUUGAAAUUCAAGUUUCUUUACCAGAUCUAAUGCAUAAAAGUCUUUUGAAAAGAAUUGAUGAAUUAGAAAAUCUUAAUAGUCAAGAAAAAAAUACGAUUGAUGAAUUGGUAUAUAAUCAAGAUCAAACAGGAUAUAAGAAAAAAUGCUUAGUUUGUCAAACUUCUAAUAUCAAUAAUAAGAAGCGGAUUUAUCCUAUAUGCUGUAGUAAAUUACCAACCAUUGCUAAGAUAAGUCAGCAAUCUAACGAACUACUUGAGAUUAUAAAUACCAUCGAAAAACUACUAGUUAUUCAUUCUCAUACAUUUAAAGGAUCAAGUAAACCACAAGCUGGAUAUACCACAAAUAUUUAUUCCAGAUCUAAUAGGAAUUAA
Messenger RNA from Funneliformis caledonium, 422 nucleotides. NCBI's taxonomy places the organism in Eukaryota, Fungi, Glomeromycota, Glomeromycetes, Glomerales, Glomeraceae. The record is from the annotation of a GenBank genome assembly.